This is a messenger RNA of Gopherus evgoodei (Goodes thornscrub tortoise), 1752 nucleotides long. RefSeq names its product RCC1 like (gene RCC1L). The transcript has 11 exons. Bases 1 to 1656 code for a protein of 551 amino acids. The record is from RefSeq and is a predicted model, not a curated record. Lineage: Eukaryota; Metazoa; Chordata; Testudines; Testudinidae.
AUGGCUCCGGCUCCGCUGCUCCUCAGUGGGAGCCGGGCCUGGCCGAGGCUCCUGGGAACCCAGAGGGGGCUGCUGGUGCAGGGACUUCAGGGGGCUCGGAGGGGGUCGUUGGGGUCCCAGGUGGGUCAGAGGGGGCUGCAGGUGCUGGGGCCCCCGGUGGGGUUAUUGAGGCCCCCGAGGGGGCUGCAGGUGCUGGGGCCCCCGGGGGGGUUAUUGGGGCCCCAGAAGGGGCUGCAGGUGCUGGGGCCCCCGGGGGGGUUAUUGGGGCCCCCGAGGGGGCUGCAGGUGCUGGGGGCCCCGGGGGGGUUAUUGGGGCCCCCGAGGGGGCUGCUGCUGCAGCAAGGUCUCUCCAGAGGCUUUGCCAAGGUAGCCAAGACCAGGAGCAGCAGAGAAGUGAGAGAAGCUGAGGACUCUGCCCCAGUUUUUCAGUAUGUGGGGGAGAGGUCCAAGCGGAAGGAGAGGGUGUUUGUCUGGGGUUUCUGUCAUGCUGGGGCCCUCGGGAUCCCCAGCUUUGUUAAGCCUGAUGCAGGCUGGAAAAAGCGCCGGAGGAUACAGCCCACACCCUACCGCCUGGACACAGCUGAGAAGGUAUCCUCUGCAGCAUGUGGCUAUGGCUUCACACUAAUAUCCUCAAAAACCACUGACAUUACCAAAGUUUGGGGCAUGGGGCUGAACAAGGAUUCUCAGCUUGGCUUUCAGAGAAGCAGGAAGGAUCGAACUAAAGGCUAUGAGUACGUCUUGGAACCAUCUCCCAUUCCAUUACCACUGGACACUCCCCAGGAGACCCGGGUCUUGCAGGUGUCUUGCGGGAGAGCUCAUUCACUGAUCCUGACGGACAAGGAAGGAGUCUUCAGCAUGGGCAACAAUUCCUAUGGGCAGUGUGGCCGAAAAGUUACUGAAGGUGAAAUUUACAGUGAGAGCCAUCUAAUUCACCGACUGCAGAAGUUUGACGGCAGGGUUGUGCAAGUCGUCUGUGGGCAGGAUCACAGUCUGUUCAGGACUGAGAGGGGCGAGGUUUACUCCUGUGGAUGGGGAGCUGAUGGGCAAACAGGUGUUGGCCAUUACAAUAUCACCAGUGUGCCCACCAAACUGGGCGGAGAUAUUGCUGGAGUAAAUAUCGUGCAGGUUGCCACCUAUGGGGACAGCUGUCUGGCUGUAUCUGAUGAAGGAGACCUCUUUGGGUGGGGAAACUCCGAAUACAUGCAGCUGGCAUCCAUCACAGAGAUGACACAGGUGAAUGUUCCAAGGCAUUUACCAUUCAAGAUUGGGAAGAUAAAGGAUGCUGCAUGUGGAGGGACAGGCAAUGCUGUUGUAAACGGAGAAGGAAAUGUCUUUGUCUGGGGAUAUGGAAUUCUUGGGAAAGGACCAAACCUGAUGGAAACAGCGACUCCAGAAAUGAUCCCACCCACCCUCUUUGGCUUGUCAGACUUCAGUCCGGACACCCGCGUUUCUCGCAUUCGCUGUGGACUCAGCCAGUUUGCUGCACUUAACAACAGAGGAGAGCUGUUUGUAUGGGGCAAGAAUAUAAGGGGGUGCUUGGGGAUUGGAAGAAUGGAAGACCAGUAUUUCCCAUGGAGGGUGACAAUCCCAGGCGAGGUAGUUGAUGUGGCUUGUGGAGUUGAUCAUAUGGUAACUCUGGUUAAAUCAUUUAUCUAACAGCUGUGCUGUACCUCAGCUAUGCAUGGGGAAUGGCUGGUAAAAGAUGAUCACAUGCUGCCUGUGUGCAGUAUUAUAUUACUGAACAUGAGCACA